This is a messenger RNA of Suncus etruscus (white-toothed pygmy shrew), 1080 nucleotides long. RefSeq names its product D-aminoacyl-tRNA deacylase 2 (gene DTD2). NCBI's taxonomy places the organism in Eukaryota, Metazoa, Chordata, Mammalia, Eulipotyphla, Soricidae. The transcript is spliced from 3 exons. Gene Ontology annotation, biological process: tRNA metabolic process. Gene Ontology annotation, molecular function: D-tyrosyl-tRNA(Tyr) deacylase activity. The coding region runs from base 39 to 545 and encodes 168 amino acids. Gene Ontology annotation, cellular component: cytoplasm. The record is from RefSeq and is a predicted model, not a curated record.
GUCGGUUUCAGCCCUGGACAACUGCGCUGGUCUCAGUCAUGGCUGAGAAUGGCCCCAACCCUCAGGCCCGGGCGCUUCUGCAGCAGUGUCUGCACGCCCGGCUGCAAGUACGCCCGGCCGAGGAAAACACCGCGGCCCACUGGGUGGAGAUUCAGAGAGGAUUAGUGAUCUACGUGUGCUUCUUCAAAGGAGCUGAUAAAGAACUUCUUUCCAAGAUGGUUAAAACACUGUUAAAUGUGAAAUUAAGCGAGACAGAGAAUGGCAAGCACAUCUCUAUCUUGGACCUUCCUGGAGACAUUCUUAUCAUCCCUCAAGCCACCCUGGGGGGAAGAGUGAAAGGAAGAAGUAUGCAGUAUCACGCUAACUGUGGAAAAGAAGAAGGGUUAGAACUCUAUUCCCAGUUUGUGACUCUGUGUGAGAAAGAGGUCGCUGCUAACAGCAAGUGUGUUGAAGCAGGGGUUGUGGUAGAACAUGGUACUUAUGGGAACAGGCAAGUGUUAAAACUGGAUACCAAUGGACCAUACACACACUUAAUUGAGUUUUAAAAAUGAAAAAGUUUCUUUGGAGAAAUGAAAGUUGGGAUUGAAGAACUAGCUCAACAGUUCUGAACAUAUGCUUGGUAUGCAGGAAGCCCACGUUGAUCCCCAACAAUCCUUCGAGUUCCAUGAACAGUUCAGGAAAUGGUCACCUCCCCACCACACCCACACACACCCCAGCACAGAACUGGGAGUGAGUGCCACCCCCUCAAAAAAAAAGGCUUUUUAAAGUUCCUGUGUUUAAUUUCUGGUAUAGAGUUAUCAAAUAAUCAGAUUUUCUUACCCUGCUUCUUUCAUCUACAAAUCUGCUAUAUUUUCAGAUAAAAAUCCUGAGUCAUAUCCAUUACUGUGCAAUCAUUGUUAUAUAAUAGUCUUGUAGAGUCACUAAAACUGGUUCUCAAUCACCUUUCAUCCUACUUGUGCCUAUAUUCCACUGAAAUUUUUUAUGUUUUGUUUGGGGAUCACAGACAGUGAUGUUCAGGGGCUGUCCCCCUUCACCAGCUCAUUGCUCAGGGACCAUGCAAUACCAUUGCUCCAGCCCAGG